AUGCAAGCUUUUGCCAACGUCAUUGCCAACGUGCACUCCCGAAACAAGACUUGGAGCCCGGAUGAUGCUCAGUCUUUUGUCCAAAUGCUUGUUAAAGAGAAUGGUCUUGCCCGUCUCGGCGAUAUUUUAGCAUUUAAGGCUGUGAAGUCUGACAGUGGGCGCGAUGCCAGUUGCCUCUCGUUCCAGACAGGCUAUCUUCCAAUUUUAGAAUUCUUGACUUCCGAUCUUGUGUUAAAAAGUACUAUUCACAAGAAUAUCAACAAGCUAUAUGGCGUGGUUAGCAAUACUUGCAGCAAGAUCUGCGACAAAAUCACCACAUGUGUGGGCACCAUGAUUGCGGCCAAGUCCUGGGCUGAUCCUAAGACGCCAUCUCGUACUGCGCGAGGAGUAGUACUCUUUAGGACACUCACGACGCUCCUGCUCCAGUUAUUUGCACGGUACAAGGAGUCCAGGGAUCAAGACCAGAUCGUUCGGUUGGUGAAUAGUCUCGUAGCCUGGUUUACUACUUGGUCGAUGGAUAUCUCGUCCAUGACUUCGACCUUUCAAGACUCCAUCGCAAGCCAGAAUCCAAGGACAAAACGCCUCGUCAUCGGCCAAUUGAGAGAAGAACUUGACAGGCUGGCCGAGAUCGUUAAUCGCGAUCUGGCCCAGAAGGAAGGGAAGAAGCAGGUGCCCGGACCGUCGCAGAUGGCCCUCCUUCACAAGCAGCAAGCCCGCAUCGCGCAGCUAGCCGUGGCCUACGAUCCGCCUGGAGAUCUCCGUACGCAAGGCCCGCGACAUGACAACGACUCUUCAAAAAUAUCCGAGAUCAGAAUUGCCCCGACACAUGAUGAACUUUUGUCGUCGUCAUCACCGUUCCUCCCUGUGACAUUAUCGGAUGCGCCGCACCAUCUACCUGCCCACUCCAUGGAACGCCAUUUGGACAGCCAGUUCCGCUUGCUACGCGAGGAGUUGGUCGCGCCCAUUCGUUCCUCGAUUGCUGUUAUCUUUGCAGAUCUUGAGGAAGCGAAGAAAUCUGCGGCUCAUUCUCAUCAUGGACGACGCACUAAGCUCCAGCAGCUCUUCGACAACCGCGGCGGGGCUUUCAAGACCAGUGGCAUCGACUCGGUUUUCUUCCACGUGUAUACUGGCGCUACUUUCACGUACGCUGCCGCUGAGAAGCGCGACCUCACCGUCGGCAUUCGCAUCGACACCCCGCCAAACGGUGCAGCGCGCGACAAAGACGUGAGCAAGCGGCUCGAGUAUUGGAGAAACAAUCGGCGGCUCGAGUGCGGCAGUCUGGUUGCGCUUGUCGUCGUCGACAGCGGGAGCCCGAAGGUCUUCCUUGGUGUCGUGUCCUCGACGAGCAGGGACCUCGCAGACUCGGCACGGAUGAACAAUCAGAAGGUUCAGCUGCGCAUGUCGUUUUUCGACCCCGAGGUCGAGCUCAUGGCGCUGCGCCGGCAGGCAAUUCAGGCGGACAAUGCGUACGGCUUCCUCGUCGACAAUAACAUCGUAUACGAGGCGACGCGCCCCUUCCUCGCGCGCCUGCAGACAAUGGAACCCGCAGACGUCCCAUUCGCUCGGUACCUCACGGACGGCUCCCUCGCGGAGAUCGAGGUGUCGCUUCCGAAGUAUGCGACCGCGCCGGACUUCCGCUUCAAGCUUAAAUGUUUGGCAAAGAACAUAGAGGCGCACCAUGUUGCGGAUAUGGACGUCUCCCAAGCGAGCGCUAUUCAGAGUGCACGGCAGCAGCUCCUAGACCACAGCACUUUGGACCCGUCGCAAGUCGACGCGGUCGUGCACUCGUUGACCAGGGAAGUAUCGCUGAUACAAGGGUACGUAUCUGUGUGGCUACACGCUCAAUGA
Messenger RNA from Phanerochaete carnosa HHB-10118-sp, 1848 nucleotides. RefSeq lists its product as uncharacterized. The transcript is spliced from 8 exons. Lineage: Eukaryota; Fungi; Basidiomycota; Agaricomycetes; Polyporales; Phanerochaetaceae. The record is from RefSeq and is a predicted model, not a curated record. The coding region runs from base 1 to 1848 and encodes 615 amino acids.